Messenger RNA from Penaeus indicus, 2147 nucleotides. Its product is annotated as prothrombin-like. Gene Ontology annotation, biological process: proteolysis. Gene Ontology annotation, molecular function: serine-type endopeptidase activity. NCBI's taxonomy places the organism in Eukaryota, Metazoa, Arthropoda, Malacostraca, Decapoda, Penaeidae. The record is from RefSeq and is a predicted model, not a curated record.
CGGAGCCGCCAAGAUGGCCUCCUCCUCCUCCUCUCGCCUCCUCCUCGCCCUCCUCCUCUCUUGCCUCCUCCUCCGCGCCUCCCUCGCCUCCCCGGCCGGCCGCGAGUCGAGGGCCAAGAGGGAGAGCCAGAGAAGGAGCUGGUACGACCCGGGGCAGCUGUACUACGACUACGACGACACCCAAGACGUUGUCUAUGAGUUCGACAUCGGGGAAGACCUCGGCCUCCUGCCCGGGGAGGUCGACUCCUUCAGGAACGUGUUGAUCGACCUGAUGGACAUCCUGGACGACGGGACCGACGGGCAGCAGAAAAUCAUCCCAGAAUACGAAGAAGAAGAAGAAGAGGAAGAAGAAGAAGAAGAAGAAGAAGAACCCGCAGUCGUGAUCAUUGUCGUGGAGGACGAGAACUACGACCCGAGUGACAUCACGCUGGCCUCUCUGCUCUACGACGAGGACGCUUCGUGGGGGCCUUGCACUCGCUCCUGCUCCGCCCGGAGGCACAGGAAAUGCGUGUACCCAGAGCUGUGUGGCGACGAAGAAAUCUUAGAGAAGGCGAUGUGCUACGUGCCGGGGUCCAACUGUGAGACUGAGGUGAAGGAAUUCCUCGAGGAAGAAGGUUACAUCAUCGUGGAGAACAACGAGGACGAGGUGUUGGAGGACGACCUCGAGGCUGACCCUGACUUCAACCUCGGGGACUAUAUUGACGUCGAUGUGGUGGUGGUGGAGGACGACUACGGAGGUGAUGGAGCGGAGUACGGGAGUGAGGGAGCGGAGUACUACGACUAUGGCUGGUAUGACUACAUAAACAGCCUGACCGGCGGCGGAGAGGAGGAGGAGGAGGAUCCCGCGCAGGAAGAGGACUACGACUACGAGCAGGAGGCGCAUCAGGAUCAGGACGAAGGGGGAUACGAGCAGCAAGAGGAGACAGAAGUCCCGGCCGACGUAGGAUGCGGGAAGAAGAUGGUCGGAGGGCGCGAGGGCCUCCUGCGCAUCAUAGGAGGGCGGGAGGCGAGUCGCGGGUCCUGGCCGUGGCAGGUGGCCGUCCUCAACAGGUUUAAGGAGGUGUUCUGCGGCGGUACCCUCAUCAGCUCGCAGUGGGUGCUCACGGCCGCGCACUGUAUCCGCAAGCGACUCUACGUCCGGCUGGCUGAGCAUGACAUCCGCGCCUACGACCACCAGGAAGUGGAAAUGCGGGUCGAGUCAUACUUCACUCACCCCGACUACGACGAGGAGACGAUCGACAGCGACAUCGCCCUCCUGAAGCUCCCCCGCCACGCCUCCUUCAGCCGCUACGUCCUCCCCGCGUGCCUGCCGGGGAGAGGGACGCCGCCCCCCGCCAAGAGCAAGUGCGUGGUGGCCGGCUGGGGCAAGGAGAGGGAGACGCACAUCUUCGGCUCCGAUGUCCUCAACUACGCGAGGGUCCCCAUCGUAACGAAGUCGGCGUGUCGGAAGGCCUACCCCGACCACCCGCUCACCGACAACCACUUCUGCGCCGGUAACAAGCGAGGCACCUCCGACACCUGCGCAGGUGACUCCGGCGGCCCCCUGAUGUGCGAGGACCAGCAGGGCCGGUGGACGGUGCACGGCGUGACGUCCUUCGGCGAGGGCUGCGGCGACCACGGCAAGUACGGCGUCUACACCAAAGUGGCCAAUUACCUCGGCUGGAUCAAGAAAAUCAUCAAGGAAAACUAAAUUCACGGCUGUUUUUUUUCUCGAUUAUUUUGAACUGCUCUUUUUAAAGUGACUGGAUGUGGAGGCCGAUUUUCUUUUCUUUUUUUCAUUUUUUUUGUAUUGGUUUUAUGUUGUAGAUUGUCUUUUGUUUUUUUACAUAUAGAAGCAGUUUGCAGUUUUUAUUUGUGGUUUCACUUGAUAUUUUAAAUGAUUAAGUAUAGUUUACACCUUUCAGCAGAGAAAAAAACAAAUUGUUACGGUUGGUUUUAAUAUAGAUGCUAUAUGCUGUUAUUUUCCGCCAAUAUUAUAGUCAUUAUCAUUUCCAUAAAUGCCUUUGCCAGCAUUAUCAACAUUUACAUUUUUCAUUUACAUUUCUCCCACUUCUAACCUGGAUGGAUAAACCUUUGGAAAAACAUGCUCCAUGAAAUAUAGGAUAUCAGAAUGUUUCCAUUAAACAUUACAUAAAGAAGUAAAGAUU